Messenger RNA from Manis javanica (Malayan pangolin), 2440 nucleotides. Lineage: Eukaryota; Metazoa; Chordata; Mammalia; Pholidota; Manidae. The record is from RefSeq and is a predicted model, not a curated record.
AAAGCAGUAGUUUUAAGAGAUAUAGAGUCUAAGAAAAUUUUUAAUGUCAAGAUCUGGCACUGCUUUUACAGUCAUAGCCCUGAUGUGGAGAACUAUGUCAGUGGGAAAAUAAUUUUUCAAGAAAUUUGAUUUUGUAUGAAAUAAUAAAGCAUUUACUUUCUGUAACUCAGAGGUAGUGGCUUUCAUCCAGUUUGAGACCACAGACACUUUGAGAAUAUGAUGAAAUCUCUAUUAAAAAACUGGGAAGAGCAUUUACACAAUUUGCAUACAAAUGUCAGGAAAACACCUGACCCCAGAUCCCACACCACCUUCCUAGCCUCCUUCUGUCAGGCUCAGAAUCUUAGCUCUAAUAAAACUGAUUGUUUCUACAGGUUCGAGAAAUGGCUGCUACCACCUUAAGUGGUCUAUUACAGUGCAACUUCCUUACCAUAGACAGUCCCAUGCAGAUUCAUUUUGAGCAACUUUGCAAAACAAAACUACCGAAGAAGAGAAAGCGAGACCCUGGUUCUGUAGGAGAUACGAUUCCUUCUGCAGAAUUGGUCAAACGCCAUGCUGGGGUGCUAGGACUUGGUGCAUGUGUUCUCUCUAGUCCUUAUGAUGUUCCCACCUGGAUGCCCCAGCUCCUUAUGAAUCUCAGUGCACAUCUGAAUGAUCCUCAGCCUAUUGAGAUGACUGUAAAAAAGACCUUAUCCAAUUUCCGAAGGACGCACCAUGACAACUGGCAAGAACACAAACAACAGUUCACUGAUGACCAGUUGCUUGUUCUCACUGAUCUCCUUGUGUCACCAUGCUAUUAUGCAUAGAAAUAGGGAAGACCCAGGAAUCUUUUACUGGGAUAGGAAGAAUAAAGAAAAUUUCACUUACUCGGCUUUUAGAGUUGGCUAUUCUAUUGUCUAACUGAAAUUUUUUUCCCUCCCUGAUACAGAUGAGUAAUCCACACUUCAAGCUCUUUUCAUCAAAAAUUCCAGAUCCUCAGGUACCAUCUUUGGUGGCUCUCUGCAGGUUUUAAAACUGCCUCUGUUGCACUCUCAUGAUUUUGGUGGUUUCUAUAUUUGGUCUCAUUAGUCUGGGCUCCACAGGUUCUCAGCUGCCAUUUGAUUUCCUAACUAGAAAUGUUUCCUGAACAUCCAUCACUUUUUCAAGGCAUCUGACAAACCCACAGUGUCUCAGACUAGAAAUAACUACCCAGUAUAAUCAUGGCAUCAAAGACCAGAGAGAGUCUAGGAACUCAUUAAGAAACCGUUUUCUUGGAACGGAGAAUAUGCAUCUGUAAUACAAGUCCUGUCAUUUCAUUCACCUCAGAUUAUUUUGAAUUAUUUUCAAAUGGCUGUUGGGUAUAGAUGGCAGUAAGGCUGUGGGCCAUAAAUCUGAUGCCUUGAGAGCCUUGGGUUUGGAGAAUCAUGAAGAGGGAAAGAAAAGAGGGCAACUGUUGACUCUGUCCAAGGAUAUGAUGGAUUGCUCGACCAGGACACAGAAAUGCAGUCUGUGUCCAAGUACUUCCCACAGACUGGAGUUUUUGGUGCUUAAUAGAAGAGCAGUUGCUUUAAAACUGGGGGUUUGGUGAAUAAAUUUUUGAUUGUUGUGUGUGUAAACAAUGUGUGAUUUUGAAAAUAAACAGCAACAACAAUAAAAACCUGACUGGUUGAUUUUUACCUGUAUUCUUUACAAAUAUUGUUUGACCCUCUUUUGAAAACUGUUAUACUUCACCUAAUGGAAGACUGCUGUGUUUGUGGAAAUUCUGUAAUUUUCUUCUCUUUGUUGUUUUUCUUCUUCUUUUUUUUUUUUUGCUUGCAGAAUCAUUGAAAGGUGACUAAUAAGUCUUGAUAUUUAAUUGACUUGUUUAAUAAAUGUUAUAUAGAUGUAAAAGACUGUAUAAACUGUAGAGAUAGCAUUGGCAAGACUGUGUACAGAUGCAGCCUUUUACACACCACCACUGUGUAAUUAAUUUGUAAAGAUUCACAUGUACCUCUUACAGUGAUUUUUGGCUUUUUUACCAAUGGAAUGCCAUUUUUGUGUUUUUAAAUUAUUUUCUUUAUCUUUUUAUGUUACAAAGGCUGAGGUGUGGGGCUUUUUAGUUCAUUUAUCAUUAGAAUGUCUGAAUUUUUAUGUAACACUUUUUUGUGUGCAUUUCUAAAUGCAAACACAUGUUUGCUAUGACAAGUUUAUAGAAUACAAGGUAUCUUCUAGGUUAAAGUAAUUCACAAGUUGGUGAAUGUCAUCUUGCAACACACCCUGUACAGUCUUCCUUAAAGGAACACUACAGUAUAUUUUUUAGUAACUCUUGCUGAAUGACUCAGUACAGACCUAGGCACAGCAGAGGUCAUGGUACAGUAUUUAAGUGUCAGCAUACACAGGCGUAAUCCCUGUAUAAAAUAGUGCCAAACUGAUGAUUUUGAUUGUGUAACUACUUUAAAACCCAAUAAAUGGAUUGUUUUUAACA